AUAUGGUUUAAAUGAUAACUUACAAAGUCUGCAUUAGAAAUCCGGCACCAAAACUACGUCAGCCUGACCAGUGGUCAGCCGAGUUCAACGACUUUGUCGCACGAUGUCUAGUCAAAGAUUUUGAACAGCGACCUUUUGCCCAUGACCUUCUGACACACCCCUUCAUAACACAGGUCCCUAGGGACACCGGCCAGCUGCAGGCCCAGAUAGCCAGCAUCACGUCCACCAUGGAGAGGAAAGUCUCCGAGCCUGACAUCACCACCAAGCACGGUCAGCUCAAGUCCAACCGCAAGUCCAGGAGGGAGACGCCAUCUACCUGCGAGAACCUGGCGCUCCUAGAGGUUCUGGAUGAGGAAACAAUAGUCAACCAGCUGUUGAACCGCUACUCCCAAGAUGAGAUCUACACCUACAUAGGGGACAUCCUAUUGGCUGUUAACCCUUUCAUCUCCCUGCCUAUAUACAGUGAUGAGUAUGUGAAGAUGUACAUGCAUGCCAUGAAGGCAGACAACCCCCCUCACAUCUUCGCAGUAGCUGACCAGUCCUAUCAGAUGAUGAUGCACAACAAGCAUAGCCAGUGUAUUGUCAUCAGUGGGGAGAGUGGGGCAGGAAAGACAGAGAGUGCUAAUCUCCUGGUGCAGCAGUUGACGCAGCUAGGCAAGGCUCCCAACAGAACGCUAGAGGACCGCAUCCUCCAGGUGAACCCGCUGAUGGAGGCGUUUGGUAACGCUAAGACUGUCAUCAACGACAACUCCAGCAGGUUUGGGAAGUACCUGGAAAUGUUUUUCACAGCCUCGUCUGGGACUGUGGUUGGUGCAAAAAUCACUGAGUACCUGCUAGAGAAGUCCAGAGUUAUCCACCAAGCCAGUGGGGAGCAGAACUUCCAUAUUUUUUAUUAUUUACAUGAUGGUUUGAUGGCCAGUCAAAGAGAGGCUGAGUAUCAUUUAAAGCAACACACUGUUUAUAAAUAUAUCACAGAGUACACAGAGAGGCCUUCAGAAAUUUCUUCCAUUUCAAUCAACCGAGUCAAAUUUAGAGCAAUAGAACAUUGUUUUGAUAUCAUUGGGUUUAAGCAGGAGGAGGUGUCAUCUGUUUACGCCAUACUGGUAGCAAUCCUACACACAGGCAACAUUGAGUUUACAGCCAAAGACUCAGGGUACGGAGGGGAGGCGUGUGUUGUAUCUAACACAGAGCUUAUCUCAAUAGUCUCUGAGUUGCUGGGACUAGACUACACAGACCUGCUAGAGUGCCUUACAACCUCUGGAAUGGUGGCCAAAGGGGAGGUCAUCAUCAGAGACAACUCAGUUCAAGAGGCCAUGGAUGCUAGAGACGCCAUGGCCAAGGCCCUGUAUGGCCGUCUGUUCAGCUGGAUAGUCAACAGAAUCAGUACAUUGCUGAAGCCAGACCAUAAUGAUAGAAAUGUGGAUCAGUUCUAUACAGUGGGGCUCCUGGACAUCUUUGGCUUUGAGAAUUUUAAAACCAACUCGUUUGAACAGCUGUGUAUUAACAUAGCUAACGAGCAGAUACAGUACUACUUCAACCAGCACAUCUUUGCCUGGGAAUUGGAGGAGUACAAGAAUGAAGAAAUUGAUGCCACAGAAGUGGCCUAUGUUGACAACCGGCCCAUCCUGGACAUGGUGCUGUCCAAACCUGUUGGCCUGUUGGCCCUUCUGGACGAGGAGAGCCACUUCCCCAAGGCCACCGACUCCACUCUUGUUGAAAAGUUUCAUCAGAACAUCAAAUCAUCUAUUUAUUCACGGCCAAAAUCCAAUGAGCUUUCCUUUGGUAUAGAUCAUUAUGCAGGCAAGGUGGAGUAUGACGCCCAGGGUUUCCUGGAGAAAAAUCGUGACCGCCUUCCUUCAGAGAUCACCAACAUCAUGAGGAUGUCUGAGAACAGUGUGGUCAAAUCUCUGUUCCAAACUCCUCUAACAAAAACAGGUAACCUCCAAAGUGGCAGCUCCAGGAACAGCAGUCGAGGUGGUAGCCCCAUGUCCACAUCCCCAGGUGUAACAAUAGCCACCUACACGUCUAAAGGCUCCAGCCUUGGUGGGAGCAGGAUAUAUUCUCAUCUACAUGCCCAAGGGUCAGCCAGUAUGACACGUAUACAACAGACAGUGGCCACGUACUUCAGGUACUCAUUGAUGGAUCUGCUCAACAAGAUGGUGUCUGGUACACCCCACUUUGUCAGGUGUUUAAAGCCCAAUGACACCAAAGAGCCAGGCCACUUCAACUCCGAGCGCAUCACGACACAGCUGCGUUACACAGGUGUUCUGGAGACCACACGCAUCAGGCGCCAAGGCUACUCACAUAGGAUCGUCUUCUCAGAGUUCUUAAAGAGGUACCACGCCCUGGGUUUCAGGCACGAUGAAGCUGUAUCAGUGAAUGGCGCCAGCUGCAGCCGCCUGCUAGACAACCUGGGCAUGACAAACUACGCCAUUGGCAAGUCCAAGGUGUUCCUGAAGUACUACCACGUAGAAGAUUUGGCCCAGCGCUAUGAAGAUAUGUGCCAGAAAAUAGUUCGAGUCCAGUCCUACAUACGUAUGUGGCUGGCACGUACCAGGUUCUACCAGUUUAGAUGGAGGAGGGAGAAAGCCAGCAUUGUCAUACAAAAACAUAUGAGAGGAUUUGUUACAAGGAAAAAAUACACAGCAAUCAAAAAUCAAAGAAAUGAGGCAGCCACUACAAUACAAAAAGCGAUGAAAGGUCACGUAGCCAGGAAAAAAUACAAGCCUGUCAUAGCCAAGAGAAGGGAGGCCGCAGUGGUCAUCCAGGCCAAUGUCCGAGGCUACCUGUGCAGGAAGAAGGUCCAGCACAUGAAGGUCAUCAAGGAGGAAGAAGAGGUCCAGACUAGGAAGGAGAUGGAGGAUGAGAAGGCCAAGAAAAUACAAAGAUAUUACAGAAGACACCGCGUGAAAAAGACAACAAAUGCCAGAGUUGAGGCGAGGAAGAGAAAGGAAAAGUCGGCCGUGAAGAUCCAGUCUUUCUAUCGCAUGUGGAAAGCCAGGGUGGCCUACAGUAAACUCAUGAAGGAGCGGAGCAGGCAGGCGGCCAAACUUGUUUUAUUUGGCCAACAGUUAGAAGACCAGAUUGAGGUACCAAGCACAUCUCCUGCUGAAAUAUCCCAGAGUUCUUUGAACAACUCACCCAGUAAAAAGGUGUGGGAGAGCCUGACAACAGCAGACGUCAGCGAGUCCAGGCUGGAACAGAUGAAAAAAAUGAAUGACGUCAAGGAGCUGAUGCCUCAGACAGAGGCUGAUUACUAUGAUAUGGUGAACGAGGACGAGCUUAGCCUGAGGGUGAUGAGCAGCCUGGCGCCAGCAGUCUCCGUCAUCGUCAACAGCGAGGACGGCUCUGUGGAACCGGACUAUGACAUGGACGACGAGGUCAUGAACUUCAUGCACAGCCACAUCCAUAAACAACUGUUGAAGUUUUCCGGCAAAGGGGCGUGGGGCGCCAAGCAGAAGCCGCAACAGCAAGGGCUCAUGGACCAGGACACCAAGGCCUAUUUCGAGGAGGUCAUCCGUGGCUCCGCCCUCUUCGGGCUCAUGCCCUCGCGGGAAGACAACGAUGGAUUCGAUGAUGAGGAAGAGACGUUCGACUAUAGCUCCGCCAUGGACAACUCACCAGAUUACCACAGUGAGCCCACGCACGAAGAGACGGCCCGCACUCAACUCAGCAGAAUUCUGCUAGCCAAAAAAGUGGCGGAGGCCUUCAUGUCUCACAAGACUGACAGGAGCAGUGCGGAUGAUGAUGAUGACAGCUAUGUCAACCCCACCAAGCCAGGGCCACUCACUGACAGCAUGGCAAGUCUCACCUGGGAUGCACCUCUCAGGUCUGCCAAGGAAAAUGCUCUGGCACCUGAUGAUUACAAUGAAAACCUGAGCGGUCGCAUCAGCCGUAGCAGCGAGUUCACCAUUGAGGCUGAUCUUCAGACUGAGAGAGGUGAUCUGUUAGAAGAAGAAAGUGCGGUGGAGAUGGCCAAAAGACUGGAGAACGAACUAGCUGGCAGUAUCCUGGCUUUGUGGCAGCAGCGCCUGACCCAGUCGUCAUCUUUUGAUGAGGACAUUGAGAUAGAAUACGCCUCCGAGUCUGAGAGGGACAGCACAGACCCCCCCUCCCCUGCUGGGGAUGAUCCGUCUGUUGUCGCUCUCUCUAAACAGACUUCUCCAAGUCGUUCCUUGGUUGACAGGAAUGGCAACAGACCAUCCAGCGCUUCCCCCAUCAAACUGCCCAUCAGCAGCGGUGAGGCAGGCACCAGCCCAGCACUUGAGGAGAUCAGAUCGAGGCUGAGGAAGACACAGUUUGACUACACGGCCGACACGCGCGUCAGGAUCUGUGAUGCCACGCCACAGCUGGACUACCGGAGUGUUCUCAAGAAGAAAGGCAAUGCCUAACCUGACGUAAGGCCUGACUUGAUGCAAGGCCUAGCACAACCCAAUGUUUAACUUGAACCAAAGCCUAACAGUCCCAUGUUAACUGUAUUUCUUGGCCAUCAUAGAUGUAUGUUAGAAUGUGCAUACAUAGUAUCCGUAUGAAUUAAUCGGCCACUUAGCGGGUAAUGUGAAAGUUAUUUAACAUUCAAAACUUGUUGAUUGUUAUUCUUUAUUUGAUCUGAUUUGGUUGAUCUUGUUUUUCCAUGUAAAGCUUAACAACCUAUCAUUGCUUAUAUUGGAUCAUUUAACUUAAUCUCAAAUAUAAAAAUUUCAUUAAUCCAAUAAAUAUAAACAUAACAUAUAACUAUAUGUUAAAUUUUUUUACUAAAGAUUAACCCUUUAAUUAAUCAUAUCUAUCAAAUUACUAACACUAUUCAUGAAAAAAUUGUAUCAUAAUCCUACAAAUAAUUUUUUUAAGUUUGUGGAUGAACACAUAAAACCUUGUAGGUUUCAAACCUAAUCCUUUCAAACACCAGGGCAGGAAAUUAAAUCAGUUUGUCAAAAUACUUUCAGUUUAAUCAUCAAAGUCGAACAACCUGUGUUCAAAAAUUGUCAAAACCAACACCAAAGAUUGUUUCACUAGAACUUGGCAGGCAGUGGGUGUAAAAUAAACUGGGUUUGAUUGAUUUUGUCCAUUGCUACAUUGCUCAUUAUACUGUGAUGAUGAAUAUUGUAUACAAUUUUAUAUUUGACGUCAAAUUGUUCAAAGAUAUUCACUAUACACAUCUGUAAUUCAUCAUAUAUCAAUGUUUAAUAUAAUGUAUUAUUUUUAAUUGACUAAUUCUUGGAACAAACAUUCCUUAACUUCCACUUAUUAUAUAUUUUUAAGCCACAAGAACAAUGAUCAAAUAAUUUAUCAUGGAAUAUUGUACUUUGAAUAUUUUGUGUCUAGAGUUCUUUCAGUUUUUUUUUGGCAUUUAAAAAAUAAAAAAAAUGCCCAUUGUGAUUUUAUUUGAUAUUUUAUCAUUUUUUUUUGUUGGCUGUGUGUUUUAAGUUUUGUUUACAAAUAUUUUUAAAAACAUUAUUCCGUUAUGUUUGUUAUUUUGUAAUGCAUUGGUUUGAUGGAACUCUAAAUCUUGAGUUUUUGAACCUUGCUUAGUUUUAUAAAGGAUAAGCAAUUGAGAACACUGUUGUUGAAUUUAAAAAUAAACAUUCCAUCCAUCCAUAAUUCACCAUUGCUAUCCCUAUCUCAUACCAUCAUCUACCAUUUAUUUAAUUAUUCAGCUUGAUUCUCUAACCACCAUCUCAUACAAUUAUAUAAUCAUACAUGUUAAACUUACAAUUGUUUUUAUGUUAAAUGUAACAAAAACAAGGUUAAAGCCACAAAAAGCAUAAUUAAUCACUCUUUUUCUUGCAUUUUGUUUAUGUUAUCUGUGUAUGUUGAUCAUGUAUGCAAUCAUUCAUACAUGAACUUAUAAUUCCAUAUCCCACUUCCAACAUUAAAAUAUUUGUAUGAGCCCAUGACUAAAAAAAAUGAUAUAUUCCUUAUAACCAAAGUUCCAAUUGCUUUUUAUAACUGUAGCUAGUUCUAUAUUGUUUGUGUUCAGCUAGAGUUGGUGACAUGACUGUGUUCAUAGCUGUCUUCAUCUAUUUGUUUCAUAUGUCGCACAUGACUUAACUAUAUUUUUUUUCUAGCCAGUGACCAUUGAUUUUUUUAAAGUGGUUGAUUACUCUAAUAGAUAUUGUGUAGGUAUCAUCACUGGCAUUGUUAUCCCAUCAACAUUAAUAUAGGUUGUAAUAUUCUAGUUAUGAGACACAUAUGUAACUUUAACAUUUAAAAAUAUGUAACAUUGUACCCAAAAUGUAACUGUUACGUUAAAAAAGCAAGUAACACUAAUAAAAAUUGUUUUAAGUCCGAGUGUUUCCAAGACCCACAAUAACCAAAAGCAAUUUUGUUUCUGUAGAAAUGUUUCAUUGCUUCAUGCCAAUGUACAAUAAUGGUAACCUCAGUCAAAGUCUUGUGUUCAUAAUUUGUUGAAUUUGAAAUUUUGUUGCACGUUUGUUGUAAUAUCAUUGUUGUAUCUAGUUGUGCAGUACCACACCUAGCAGCCCCCACCCCCCUCACACAUGAUGGCAUUGUGCCACACCCUCCAACCCCCACCCCAACAGAAUGACGCCAUUAGUUUUCCAAUGUUAGUUUACAAUGCCAGCAAUAGAUCCAGAGCCCCUUCUGCAAUGUCUUCCCAUCAGCUGCUUUCAUGGUUCCACGUCUCAGUAGACACUUUUGUUUGAUUAGCACUUUAGACAUGGUUAAUUAGUUGAACCUGUUAGUUCAUUUAAUUAAUUAAUCUAAAUUAAAUGAAUAUGUGAAUUAACUGGAGCAGCUUCUUUCAUGGUUACGUAUCUCAAGUAAACAAUUUUUUUUUUAAUUAGCACUUUAGAUUUGGUUAAGUAGUUGAACCUGUUAGUUCAUUAAAUUAAUUAAUCUAAAUUAAAUAUGUGAAUUAACUGGAGCAGCUUCUUUCAUGGUUACGUAUCUCAAGUAAACACUUUUUUAAUUAGCACUUAAGAUUUGGUUAAUUAGUUGAACCUGUUAGUUCAUUAAAUUAAUUAAUCUAAAUCAAAUGAAUAUGUGAAUUGACUGUAGCAGCAAUGUAAACAGAAACAGUAGCGUCACGAGGCAGGGUAGGGGAAUGUGGUCCGCUGAGGGUGGAACAAUAAUAGUACCUCAAUCAUCCAAACAUUGGUUUGUGCCAGUUAAGGUUAUAUAGGGUGGGGGUGACAUCAAAUGAGUUAGUGGAGUGACACCCAACCUAGUGACGUUACUGAUUUGUAAUUCAGUCUUCAAAGCUGAGUGAUCCCCCAUCAGCAGGUAAAUGAAACAUUGAUUUCUUUUUUAGAUAUUAAAGUGUAUGCAGUAUUUUAGAUAUAUGUACAAACUAAGUUGUAGACCACAUGUAGUGUAUGUUAAAUAAAUAUCACGAGGUAAUAAAAAUGUAUUUAUUUGAUAAUAAAAAAACCUCAGUAUAUUAAAAACAACAAAUUUACUUGACAUGUUUUUAAAAGCAUCGAUUAUUAAUAUAACUAUAACCACAUUUCUUAGUGUGUAGGUUUUGUAGGUGUACGCUAAGAUAUUGAAUCUUCUGAUGUCCCUUUAUUGUUAUGUCCCUUUAUCUAAGCAUGUUGGUCCAAGUUUAUAGUAGAAGGAUGGUGGGAGGUUUUUGCUUGUUACUAUGAUAAUCCUGGUUUAGCCUAUAGAGACAGAACUUCGGUGAGAGGGUUUAGAAGCUUGUUGGCUACACUUUAUUAAAGGACUUGUGUAAAGAGUGGAGUAGUUUAGUGCUAUUGUGAUUUGCAUGUGUAGUUCUGUUAUAUUUAGGGGAGCAGGGCUGGCCCAUGUGACCCCCACAGUACUAGAACUACAGGGUCGGCCCAUGUGACCCCCACAGUACUACAGGGUCGGCCCAUGUGACCCCCACAGUACUACAGGGUCGGCCCAUGACCCACACAGUACUAGUACUAUAGGGCUGGCCCAUGUGACCCACACAGUACUACAGGGUCGGCGCAUAUGACCCCCACAGUACCAGUACUACAUAGCCGGCCCAUGUGACUCCCCACAGUACAAGUACUACAGGCUGACCCAUUACGCACACAGUACUAGUACUACAGGGUCGGCCCAUGUGACCCCCACAGUACAAGUACUAUAGGGUCGGCCCAUGUGACCCCCACAACACUAUAGGCUAUAACUUUAGUGCUAACCAUAGCAAUGUAAUCAAUGGAUCGAUGUUCAAACUAAAAUCAACUAAUUUUGUACGAUUCUUCAGAAAUAAAACAAUACUUUUUCUAUC
Molecule: messenger RNA, 8218 nt
Organism: Physella acuta
Lineage: Eukaryota; Metazoa; Mollusca; Gastropoda; Physidae
Product: myosin-IIIb
Biological process (GO): peptidyl-serine phosphorylation; regulation of actin filament length
Cellular component (GO): myosin complex
Molecular function (GO): ATP binding; protein binding; microfilament motor activity
Source: RefSeq, a predicted model, not a curated record